AUGAACUCGGUCGGACCUAGCGACGUUGGGCAGCAGUGGUUCAUCCAAAUGGCUACACAGCUGGCUGGUUUCACGCUCCUAUACUACGAGUAUCUCAUCACCCUCAACUCUGAAAUUAAAUACUACUGGCCACCACGAAACCGGUUCACGCUCGUCUCCUUCUUCUUUUUCCUCAAUCGGUAUCUUCCGCUCUUUGGGCACGUACCAUUUAUCGUGGCAACGAUGUUGACGGUCGAUCAAGCGACGAUAUGUCCUAAACUCACGGUAUACCACGAAUACUUCGCGCUCAUCGUGGAAAUCAACAUCGGCUGGCUUCUGAUGAUCCGCAUCCAUGCGCUCUACGACAAAUCCAAAGUUGUCCUUGGAGUCCUAUACUCACUAGGUAGUGCGGGGACCAUUUUCGCACUGUGGGCUCUCAUAACACAAAAAGAUGCCUACGUACUCGAUGACGCGUCAGCGCGGCUGUUCGCGCUGGGCGUAGUUGGAUGUAGCUCUGCGCUUGGAGAUGAUCUGUCCAAAAGACUGGGUGUCACAUGGGCAGGCGUCCUCAUCUUCGAUGUCGCCGUUUUUGGCCUCACUGCCUAUAAAGCGUUCAAGCUGAGGCGGAGCGGAAGGCUGUUGCAGAUCUUGCUGAGGGACGGGUCUAUGUAUUUCUUAAUCAUCUUCUGCGCCAACGCGGUCAAUAUCGGUAUCCUUCUUACUGCGAAGCCUUUGGUUCGAGGAUUGAUGGUCCCGUUCAUCAAUAUCAUGUCAACAUGUCUCGCCUCCCGCCUAAUGAUCAACAUCCGGUCUUCACAUUCCAAACUCUCCCGCUCUUCUCUCACACAUCACGAUAACCCACAAGAUUACAACCACACCAAUCACCCGACAGGAUCCCGAUGCAACAAUGACGUUGGGACCACGAGCAGCAGGAGCUCGGGACUACAUCUUACGACCAUUAUCGACGAUGUCGGUGGUGCUGAUGCGGACAUGUCUGUCAGUAUGUACAACGUCGGCGCAGGCGGAACAUCUCAAUCAGGAUCAGCGCCUAGAUUCUCCCCGGGUAAGAUGCGAGACGCAGAGGAGACUCGGACGAGAGCUCUGGGAAAGGUUCAUGACGAGCCGGAGUGGUUAGGGCUAGUGGUCAGGAGCCUAAGCCGGGGACGCUGCAACGACGGAGCUGAUGAUUAG
Molecule: messenger RNA, 1170 nt
Organism: Stereum hirsutum FP-91666 SS1
Lineage: Eukaryota; Fungi; Basidiomycota; Agaricomycetes; Russulales; Stereaceae
Exons: 14
Coding region: 1-1170 (389 amino acids)
Source: RefSeq, a predicted model, not a curated record